AUGCAUUCCACACAGAUCUCACACCUGCUCCUGUUGCCCCUGUUGCUCCUCUACCUGGGCGAAUCCCAAGGGGAUGUCAACCGACUGCUGUUGGAUCAGCUCAACCAAGUGGGACUGGUUAAUCUGCUAGAACAGGCUACGCGUCCCAGUGUUCCCCAGGAUCUCUCGAACUAUGACUUCAUUGUGAUUGGAGCUGGAGCAGCUGGUAGCUCACUGGCCGCCCGUCUCUCGGAGAAUCCCCAAUGGAGGGUGGCCCUCAUCGAAGCUGGGGGAGUGGAGAACAUAGCCCACCUCACGCCAGUGCUAGCUGGCUAUCUGCAGCAGACAUCCUCGAACUGGGGUUACAAAUCGGUACCCCAGAAGCUCUCCUGCCACGGAAUGAACAACAACGAGUGUGCCCUGCCGAGGGGAAAGGUUCUGGGAGGAACCAGCUCCAUCAACUAUAUGAUCUACAAUCGGGGCAAUCGCAGGGACUUUGAUGGCUGGGCGGCAGCUGGUAAUCCCGGCUGGAGUUAUGAGGAGGUACUGCCCUACUUCCUGAGGAGUGAGCGGGCCCAACUGCAGGGCCUGGAGAACUCGCCCUAUCACAAUCACAGUGGUCCCCUGAGUGUGGAGUACGUGCGUUUCCGUUCCCAAUUGGUGGAUGCCUUCGUGGAGGCCUCCGUGGAAUCGGGACUGCCGCGCACCGACUACAAUGGAGAGUCCCAGUUCGGGGUUUCCUAUGUCCAGGCCACCACCCAGAAUGGCAGAAGGCACUCGGCCUAUUCGGCCUAUAUAAAACCGGUGAGGGAUCUGCGCUCCAACCUGCAGGUCUUUACCUUUUCUCGAGUGACCCGCAUUCUGAUCGAUGAGGCUACGAAAUCCGCUUACGGUGUGGAGUUUCACUAUAAAAAUAAACUCUAUACCUUCAAGGCCCGCAAGGAGGUGAUUCUAUCAGCGGGUGCCUUCAACUCCCCCCAACUACUGAUGCUCUCGGGAAUCGGGCCAGAGGAUAACCUUAAGGCCAUUAGAGUACCCCUGAUUCAAGCCCUGCCGGUGGGUAAGAGGAUGUUCGAUCACAUGUGCCACUUUGGACCCACCUUCGUGACCAACACCACUGGUCAAACGACCUUCACAUCGAGGAUUUCACCCGCUGACGUGAUAUCCUACCUCCUGGCCGGAAAUCCAUCCACCGUAUUGAGUUCCAUCGGUGGGGUGGAGGCCUUGGCAUUCCUCAAAACACAGCGAUCGGAACUGCCAAAGGAUUGGCCAGACAUCGAACUGAUUAUGGUCACUGGCAGUUUGGCUAGUGACGAAGGCACGGCCCUGAAGUUGGGCGCCAAUUUCAAGGACGAAAUCUACGACCGGAUGUUCAGGGAACUGGCGCAGGCCCAACAGGAUCACUUCACUCUGCUGGUCAUGCAGUUCCAUCCAAAGUCAGUGGGUCGUCUUUGGUUGAGGGAUCGCAAUCCGUUGAGCUGGCCCAUGAUCGAUCCCAAGUACUUUGUGGCCGAGGAGGAUGUGGAGUAUCUGCUGGAUGGCAUCAAAGCCAGUCUGAGGAUCAUAGAGAUGCCGGCAAUGCAGAGGAUUGGGGCGAGGUUGCUCAAGAGACAGGUGCCAGGAUGUGAGAGCCAUGAGUUCGCCUCGGAUGAUUAUUGGAGGUGCUCUAUAAGAACGUUAUCCUAUACACUGCACCACCAAGUGGCCACCUGUCGCAUGGGACCCGAAAGCGAUCCCACCACCGUGGUCAAUCAUCAGCUGAAGGUGCAUAGGAUGAGGAGACUCCGGGUGGUGGACACCAGUGUGAUCCCAGUCCCACCCACCGCCCACACAAAUGCGGCUGCGUUUAUGAUCGGGGAAAAGGCGGCGGACAUGAUACGAUCCGAAUGGAGUUGA
Messenger RNA from Drosophila subpulchrella, 1875 nucleotides. Its product is annotated as glucose dehydrogenase [FAD, quinone]. Gene Ontology annotation, molecular function: oxidoreductase activity, acting on CH-OH group of donors; flavin adenine dinucleotide binding. Lineage: Eukaryota; Metazoa; Arthropoda; Insecta; Diptera; Drosophilidae. The transcript is spliced from 2 exons. The record is from RefSeq and is a predicted model, not a curated record. The coding region runs from base 1 to 1875 and encodes 624 amino acids.